AUGUCAUUGAACUUCACCAACCAGCCACCUGCAUCGCGCGUACCCUAUGCCAUCCCUCAAUUGGAGGGUGAGCGCAUCACCAUCCCCGGCAGCAAAGGAGUCUUCAGGAUUCUGACCUCCGCGAAGCAAACCGGGGGUUUGAUGGCCGUGUUCACGAGCGGCGCUGUCCUUUCCGAUGCUCCCGGAUUCCACUAUCACAACCAUGCCCACGACGUAUUCCUUGUCACAAAGGGGUUCUUGAAGCUUUGGAAUGGAGACCAAUGUCGGAUAUUGGGGCCUGGUGACUUUGCCUAUGUUCCUCCGAAAGCCAUCCAUAACCCAGAGAUGAUGGGCCCGCACACAGAGCUCCAAGGGUUGAUCACCCCCGGCGAUUGGGUGGACUUCUUCAGAUACGUGUCAGAGCCAUUCGAGGGUGUACUUAUUCCCGAAGGCGACGACCGUGACCUCAAAUCCAUCCUGAUUCCCAAGGUCAUAGCUGCCAAGGAGAAAUUCGACGUCGUGUUCCAGCCCCACUACGUGGCUCCCGAGGUCACCGCAUGGACUAAGGACGAUGAAAAGUUACCAGAGGGCCCAGAAGGCUACUUCUUGCGCGCCAACACCGGCCCCAAGUGGAUUCUGGGUGGCGUUUUGUCCCGUCCCUUCGUGACUACCACGCAGAGCAGUGGUGUCUGUGCAAUUUCCAGCAUCGAGUCGUCCAAGGACUAUGGUGAGACAGCGUUCUCUAAAUAUAUGACUUUCCCUGAAGUCGACCACUGCUUCUGCGUUAUGGAAGGCGCGCUGCGAGUGGACUUGCAGGACGCAGAUAGCGCUGUUUUCCGCGAGGGCGAGACUGUGGUGAUUCCUGCCGGCCAAGCUUUUUCGCUCGGCUUCGAGAGCAAAUUUGUUAAAUUCCAUUCCUUCACCGACGGGAAUGGCAUUGAGUCAUUAAUCCAUGCUGCUGGUCAACCAUUCCAGGGGGCUGUGCUCCCUGACGCGGCGCCCGAAUAUAAUCAGUCGGAAGUGGAGUCGGCUGCGGCGCGCUUGAAUAUUGCGAUUUGA
Messenger RNA from Penicillium brevicompactum, 1038 nucleotides. RefSeq names its product cupin domain-containing protein. NCBI's taxonomy places the organism in Eukaryota, Fungi, Ascomycota, Eurotiomycetes, Eurotiales, Aspergillaceae. The record is from RefSeq and is a predicted model, not a curated record. The transcript is spliced from 2 exons. Bases 1 to 1038 code for a protein of 345 amino acids.